Uranotaenia lowii is the source of this 2624-nucleotide messenger RNA. Its product is annotated as zinc finger protein 32-like. Gene Ontology annotation, biological process: regulation of transcription by RNA polymerase II. Gene Ontology annotation, molecular function: RNA polymerase II cis-regulatory region sequence-specific DNA binding; zinc ion binding; DNA-binding transcription factor activity, RNA polymerase II-specific. NCBI's taxonomy places the organism in Eukaryota, Metazoa, Arthropoda, Insecta, Diptera, Culicidae. The transcript is spliced from 2 exons. The coding region runs from base 252 to 1790 and encodes 512 amino acids. The record is from RefSeq and is a predicted model, not a curated record. Gene Ontology annotation, cellular component: nucleus.
CUGCAGAAAAGGCAGAAAAGGAAUGCAGAAAGGAAAAAAAAAUCAUAAAAGUGAAAAAAUGGACAACUGAACAGUAUCGAAUCGAUGUUGGAAACUAAUUUUCGUGAAAAAACGUUUCUGCAAAGUGAUAUCCAAUUGUUGGUUUCAUUCCCAAUCAACAUGAUGUUCCCUUGAUUGUGGAUUAAAGUUCGUACGCCUGAAAAAUUUUCUCUGGGAGUGUUAAUUGGUGGAAAGAAAAGUGCAUCUGCUUUAUGUGGAGAGAAAAGGAUAGAGGAGAACAGAAAAAAAUAGCUCAGGAAAUGGACAUCUGUCGGUUGGCAUCCGACGACCACCCGGACAGUAUGAAGAUGGUUGAAAUUGAUUUCCAGGCGCUUUGUCGCAUCUGUGGUGCGCUAGGGGAGAAUUUGACGUCGGUUUUCGGGAAGAGGGCAGCCGAUCGGUUGCGGGAACGUAUCGAAAAACAUCUGCUGGUGCAGAUCCGGUCGGAUGAUUGUCUGCCGAGUAAGAUUUGCGAUGGCUGCCGGGAAACGCUGGAUCGGUUCCAUGAGCUGUUCGAAAAGUGCCACCGAACGGAGGAAAACUUCCGGAGCAUGUUGGCGGCAGAAGCCGAGGGGGAUGCGGUACCGGUUCCGGCCGCCAACGGAGAACCGUUACCGGAUGAAGCUUUGCUGCACACUUCUCGUCCGACCACGAUGGUGAUGGAUGUAAGUGAUGCCAAACAAGCUCCGGAAGAAAAACCUAAAGAAGCAGAGGAAGUCCCGAGAGCAGACGAAACGAAAAGUUGCGAAAUGAUCCAGAAGAAUGCUGAAGAAAAACAGAGUAACAAACGUGUAAGCCGAUCAUCGCGGUCGUCGUUCACAUGCUCGUUCUGCAAAACCAACGGAUCCAUCAAGAUGAACACAUUUGCCGACAAGGAAGGUUUGGUGGACCAUCUGAAGGACCAGCACGCGGAUCAGAUCUUCCACUGCGAACAGUGCGACAACUAUUUGGAUCGUAACAUUCUGAUUCAGCACAUGACCAUGCAUGCGUUGAGUAUGUUCACUGGUGGUGAUCAAUCGGUAACGGCAGCUCCGGGUGAAGAAGAAUCGCCGGAACCGGAAGACGAAGACGGCCAGAAACCGCAAACGUCAGGCAUGGAUCUGGAGGAAGGUGAAGGUAGCCAGGAAACCGUGGAAGGUAAGUCCGGGGAUGGCACGGAAGCUGCCAACAGAGAAAACGGCAACAAAUCACCUCCAUCGGAGGCAGUCGAACCCAAACCGGGUGAGGGUAGAAAACUUUACUGUUAUAUUUGCGAAAAAACGCUAGCCAAUCGUAGUGCGUAUUCUUAUCAUAUUAACCAGGUACACCUUAAUAUUAAAAAUUUCUCUUGCACGUACUGUAAUAAAAAGUUUGGAAACCAAAGGCUAUUGAAUAACCACGUGGCGGGAGUUCACUCCCGAGAGCGCAAUUUUACAUGUGACACAUGCUCGAAACGAUUUAAGACUAACGUUGCGCUGUACAAUCAUCAGCGAACGCAUGACGAUAGUGCUGCCGCCAAAUUUUCCUGCACAUUUUGCGACAAAAAGUUCCGAUUCCGGAACCAUCUCACUAGUCAUCAGUUGGUUCACAUGAACGAGCGCAAUUUCCCGUGCAACCAGUGCGACAAAAAGUUCAACAAUCCGGAAUGUCUACAGAAGCACAAACUAACGCACGUGGAAACUCUACCCUAUCAAUGUCCGUUGUGCGGGUUCAGCACCAAGCAGAAACGAUAUCUGGUCAUGCAUGCCAAACGGAUCCACAUGGUCCGGUAAAUUCCGAACGGCGGAUAUCAUUUCAUCGCGCACGUUUCGCACAACAAAGAAAACGUAAACGAGUAUUCGAGAUUUCAUUCCGGUUUAUGUUUCAUAUUCUACUCCCCGUUAACCCAGUCGUAGAAUUCAAUGUACUCUAUUAUACUCAAUUAUUCUAAUAAUCCCAAAAUUUUACAGACUUAUUCUAGUGUAGAGGAUUGUAGGGAACGAUUACGUACUCCAUAUACAAAAUUAAAAAAAAAAAAAGAAGUAAGAAAACUAACAAUUUACUUGUGUAAAUCAAUUUUUAAUAAGCACAAUACAGAGAAUAAGUAAAACAGCAGUAUCCGAUCGCGCUAGGUUUAAAGAUAGAACGAGGGGAAAUACAAGGCUACCGGUGUACCUGAGAAGAAUUAGCGAUUAGGAUCACUACAGAGGAGAAAAUACUCGAUACAAAAGCAGCAGAUCAAAGUUAGCAAAAAAAAAAAUCUUUAUCUUUAACAAAAUGCAAAACUAUACAUACACACCACAAACCAUAAUCUAAGAGAAUGAAUAUGUCAUUUCUAGAAAGUAUGAACAACGUUGUUCUUCCGAGCAACAACAAAUUGUUUACGUCAUCUCGUUAUUAGUUGUUAGUUGUUUCUGCAGUCAUUAAUGGACAGUGUAGUUUCAUUUUUAUUUAUUGCCAGUAUUAUUGUAAACAUGCUACCCAAUCUUACAGUAGGUUUUUCUUUUAGUUACAAACAAGUUGCCACGUCGUAAUUUAUUUCAAACAAACGAAAAAAACCCUGCUUGAUAUUAUCGCUUCAACGUCGUAUUUAUUGAAUAAAUCAAAUUGAAUUGCAUUGAUACCUU